AUGAGAGCAGACCUCCAGCACCUAACGCUCACCUUUAGCACUGAGCGCGCAUCUCCAGCACAGAACGCUCACCUCCAGCACCGAGGGCGCAUCUCCAGCACAGAACGCUCACCUCCAGCACCGAACGCUUACCUCCAGCACCGAGUGCACAUCUCCAGCACCGAACGCUCACCUCCAGCACCGAGUGCGCAUCUCCAGCACCGAACGCUCAUUUCCAGCACCGAACGCUCACCUACAGCACCGAACGCUCACCUCCAGCACCGAGCGCGCAUCUCCAGCACCGAACGCGCAUCUCCAGCACCGAGCGCUCACCUCAAGCACCGAUCGCACAUUUCCAGCAAUGAGAGCACACCUCUAGCACCGAACGCUCAUUUCCAGCACAGAACGCUCACCUCCAGCACCAAACGCUCACCUCCAGCACCGAGCGCGCAUCUCCAGCACCGAACGCUCACCUCCAGCACCGAACGCUCAUUUCCAGCACCGAACGCUCACCUCCAGCACCAAACGCUCAUUUCAAGCACCGAACGCUCAUUUCCAUCACCGACCGCGCACCUCCAGCACCGAACGUUCAUCUCCAGCAUCGAACGCUCAUUUACAGCACCGAACGCACACCUACAGCACCGAACGCUCAUCUCCAGCACCGAACGCUCAUCUCCAGCCCCGAACGCACACCUCCAGCACCGAACCCACAUCUCCAGCACCGACCGCUAA
Messenger RNA from Mya arenaria, 711 nucleotides. RefSeq lists its product as uncharacterized. Lineage: Eukaryota; Metazoa; Mollusca; Bivalvia; Myida; Myidae. Bases 1 to 711 code for a protein of 236 amino acids. The transcript has a single exon. The record is from RefSeq and is a predicted model, not a curated record.